Molecule: messenger RNA, 826 nt
Organism: Bactrocera neohumeralis
Lineage: Eukaryota; Metazoa; Arthropoda; Insecta; Diptera; Tephritidae
Exons: 1
Coding region: 2-265 (87 amino acids)
Cellular component (GO): mitochondrion; respiratory chain complex IV
Source: RefSeq, a predicted model, not a curated record
AAUGUCGAAAAAAGAACAAAAGAAAGCAAAAGAACCCGAAUAUAAGUUGGAAACAGUUCCGAUGGAUCCACGUUUUCCCAACUCGAAUGUGACGCGACAUUGCUGGUUUUCCUAUGUGGAAUUCCAUCGUUGUCAGAAGAGUCGUGGUGAAGGGCAUGAAUCAUGCGCAUAUUUUCAAAAAGUUUUCAAAACAAUGUGUCCGAAUGCUUGGGUGGAAAAGUGGAAUGAACAACUGGAAGCCGGUGUCUUUCCAGGCCGAAUUUAAAAUUUUUCCUUUAUUAGUUUGCUGUGAAUUAUUGUUAAAUGACAUAAUCCAUACUCCAUGCUUUAAAACACGCAAACAGCAAUACAGCACCUAAACGCAUAUUCACAAUGAAAAUCCACUUUUUCAUCUUUUUAAUAUAAAUUACUUAAAUAAAAUUGUUUUUAGUGUAGAAAAGUACUAAAUUUUUUCGGUACAAUUCCUGCACAAGUUGAUAAAAAUAUGUGUCUUGCAUUUAUAAAUAACUACAAAGUGGCAACUUCAAAUAUAAUAUGUGCAAGAACUAUUUACAGUUUCGUUGGAAGUGUUUACAUUGACUUCAUAAAGAUCAAAAAUUUUUGUUUUUAACUAACUAUUUUAAAUUAUUAUUUUUUUAUCGUUUUUAUUAAACAUUAUCUUUUGUUACGUUAUAUUUUUAUAUAUAAUACACUUUCUCAAUUCAUAUGUGUAUUAUUCGCUAAGAAAUACAUAUUGAUUUGAUUUAUUUAAAAUUAAUUAUAGAUAUACAUAUGUACAUAGUAUAUGUACUGAUUGUAAACGAAAUUAAUGAUAUUCAUAACAUAA